Sitophilus oryzae (rice weevil) is the source of this 3320-nucleotide messenger RNA. RefSeq names its product prominin-2. Lineage: Eukaryota; Metazoa; Arthropoda; Insecta; Coleoptera; Curculionidae. The coding region runs from base 34 to 3066 and encodes 1010 amino acids. The transcript has 24 exons. Gene Ontology annotation, cellular component: membrane. The record is from RefSeq and is a predicted model, not a curated record.
GUGACUCGAAAUAUAAGAGAAUAGAAGGAGAAUAUGAAUAUGUUGUUUUUCGUGGAAAGAUUCUUUGCGAUAUAUUUGUUCUGGUCCUCCGUCGUUAGUGGUAAUUUAGAGGAUCAAAAGGCUAUUGAUAAAAGGGAUAAGGGAUCGUUGGGAGAUCUGACCGAAAGCAAUUUUUCGAAUCUAACCUCAAAGUGUUCGGACGAGGCCGAGGCUAGGAUCAGGAUUUGCGACGGGACGGCCGGCGAUGGUUGCCAGAUAAAAAUCUGCGGAGAUUUGGGACCAGUAUCCAGCACCCCAACUCCAGUCAACUCCCUAAAUGACAAGUCCAAAUCACAGUACAACGCCAGCAUGACAUCAUCCAAGUCGACGGCAGACUCGGGCUUAAAAUUCCUGGAUAUUCCCACGGGAGACGAAUUAAAAAUCAAGGAUCUUCAUUUAGAGGAGGAAUACUUCAUAUUCCAGGCAUUCUCUGGCUUAAUGGGAUAUUUAUUUCCCGAGGCUUUUCCCAUGGGUUUACUUAAAGAUGCAUUGAAGAGCAAGUUUUCGUUUAGCUUAUUUUUCUUUGAGGUGCUGCAACUGGAAGUAGCCCUCCUCGUCUGGAUAGCGUUCUGGGCAGCGCUAGUCCUCGCUCUCCCCGUGGGGGUGGCGGUGUCUUUAUGCGCCCCCUCCAAGGGGCGACGUUUUAGCAACGACCUGUCAGAGGGCUCCCAAGCGGGCAAACGUAGCUGGACGGAGAAAAGUUUCGUGUGUUUGCUGCACGUUCUUCUGCUAAUCGUACUGUUUCCUGCCGGCCUGAUCCUGGCCGCCAACGAACAGAUAGCCCGAUCGAUAAGCGCCGUGCCGAUCCAGACGAUUUACGACGAUUUGGCCGUUUUCGUAAGAAAUGCCCACAUGCAAAUGGCCUUCGUUAGCACGUCGUCGGCGGAUAUCGCCUUCGAAACCAUCAGGAAGGAUUUGGAAGAUAUAGAUUUAUUACUUGGAGAAGCUUAUCAGCAAGAACUAUCUACCGAAACAGGAAUUGACCAUGCCCUUAUCGGUUUGGAGGAACUUAAAUCAGCCGUGGCGAGGACCACUUCCGUCGUAUCCGACUUACUGAUCGACUGCGAAGUGGUGUCGAGGACGGGCGAAAUCCUGCAGGACAAGCUGCAGGAAAUGUCCCGGCAGCUGAUCGCCAUCCAGCAACAGUGCAACGCCAAAGAUCGACCCUUGUGUUUUACGUUGCAGUUUUCUGGAUUCGAUCUGUCUUUGCCGGUGAAAAACUUGACCCUGGAUACCAAAAUCCAACAAUUGGUCCGUAUGAAUAAGGAGAGGAAUUUGAACUCCAGCAUCGAGGAGAGCCGUAGGGCAUUCCUGGCCAUUCCGGAUCAGGUCGCCAUUGAAAUGUCGCCGUAUGUAGCAGACAUUAAGGCACUACUGAACAAAAAACGAGCUGACGUGUACAAAUCUACACAAAAUUUGGACACAUUAGCCAAAACAUUAGCCGACGACUUGAACGCCAGCCAAACAAAAGUUUCCGCUUUCACAGAAGACGUCAUAAGAUGGGAUCUGUGGAGAUGGCUGAUUGUUUUAGGUGUUACAGCUGUGGUUGCCCUAACUUGGGGUGUGUUAAUUUGUGGUGCACCCUGUGGAUGCGGCCUGACCACAAAAACUAUACCUCUAUUUCACUCAGGCGUGGGAUUAUCCUGCUGUGUUUGUGUCAUCUUAUGGGCUUUAGGUACAAUUUCACUACUUAUUGGAGGUCACAGUAAGGCAUUUUUGUGCAAUCCACUUUAUCAGUCACCGUACUUUGAAACUCUAAGCGAAUUACUCGAUGCUAAUGGAGUUCUUUAUGGCGAAGACGGAUUUUUUGAGACAAUAUCGACAAAAAAUGGCACAGUUUUAGUAGCCGAAGUAUUAAGGAGCUGUCAGAGAGAUCAGACUAUCUACAAACCGUUUCACCUCAAGAAUCAUUUUGAUAUCGAAGCGCUUUUGAACUACAAAAACUGGGAGGAUUUAGAGGAGAUUUUUGAAAAUAUGACACAUGCAAAAACUGAUGCAGACAUUAUUAGUUCGGAGUUGCAAGUAAAUUUACAGGUGUUAUCUACUUUGACAUCAACUAAUUUUACCGCGCAUAGAAUUAGAAUUUCAACUCCUACAACCAAAAGGGAUCUUGGUUCGUUUGCUGAUCAGAUCAACACAGUUGCAAGGCAGAUCAACGAUCCAGUUAAUGCAAGAAAGUUUGAUAAUCUGGCCUUUUCCGUGAGGAAACUCGCUCAGAACGAGCUGCAAAAGUUGAACGAGGCCCGCGGCAGGAUCCUUUACAAAGUGACCACGCUGGAGGUGGUGCUGCCCCCUCUGAAUAGGCGAGUGAAUCAAUCACUGUCCCAUCUCAAAACCAUCCGCUUCUUCCUGGACAAUCGGGCGUGGCAAAUAGCGCAGACGACAAGAAGACGAUUCCUGGGCAAAAUUGAAAAUUACUUGCGCGACCUUUACCGACACGUAGCCGCCGCCGUCGCCAAGGAAAUCGGAAAAUGUCGCCCGCUGUGGCAGAUUUUCCACGCCGGCCGCUUUUCCAUUUGCAAACUAAUUGCGGAUCCGCUGAAUGGCAUAGCUGUUUGCUGUUAUUUUCUCAUACUUCUUUUCAUCGCAAUUACACCCAUUGUAAUAAAGCUGAUAGAUUACUACAAAGAGGACCAGGACGAAGAUAUUAUAACAUCAAUAUUGCAUCGACGGUCCACUCAAGAGGAGAGAAUUUGGGGUGGCGCUAUUCAAGAAUCGCCAGAGAAUCAGCCAACCGACGAAGAACGCCCUACUACUUCUUGGACGUCUCCAUCAGUUAGGGAAAAACAAGAGCAUCGUGUUCCUCAACCUCCUAAAUUACCCUCUGUAUCAUCUCAAGUUCACAAACCAAGGGUUCCUCACACCUCUGCAGUAAGGAGAACUAGAUCGCCAAAACAGAGAAGUGGAGGCAAAUUGUCCACGUUGACUUCGAGGAUAACCGGAUCUAGACAUCUCACGGAGCAGAUGCCGGCAAUUUCUAGGGCAAGGACUCCAAGAAGAUCGACCACACCCCGAAGCUGGAUGUAGCUACCGUCAAAACCCUUUUUUAGUAACUGUAUUUCUUCUUCUUUAUUGUUAAGUAAGAUUAAUAAGCCUCAUUUAAUUGCUAUACAUUAUUUGCCCUUCCUCAAAUUAAGAUUAAUUAUUUAUCAUAACCAAAGAGUAUAUCAUUUUUCAAAUUUUCGUUAGGGAGGCCUUUAAAAGAUUCUAAUACAGCAAUUUGCGAAAAUUUAUUGUCUUAUAUUAUAAAGCAAUGCUUUCGAGCAUUAGGAUCUUUUGCU